UCUUUUCAUAGCUUUAGUUUUACAACAUAAGUCGACCAGCAAACAUGAAGAUCCUUACAGUUAUAGUGAUUUUACUAGUCUUAAAAUCCUUUAAAUGUAAUGUUACAAAUAGGGUAAAAGACUUUGAGACUACAACAAGGUUUUCAACUAAUGAGAAUAGUGCUCCUGUAGACAGGAAAGAAGUGACGGAAAGGACUCAUAAAGUUGUGAAAGAUAAUAAAGAAUAUGUUUAUUUAGAGAAUGUUUUGUUUGCGUUGAAACACCAGAACUGGACGGAGGAGGAGGAGCCAUGUCUGAAUCAGACGUUGCGCUUGAUUCACAGCCUUCAGAACUUCACGCUGUGGGCUGUUUGGGAUUGGGACUCCAUAGCAUCAGAGCCACUAGGACUUCUAUACGGAAACCGUUAUCAACUGGGGAACUUCGACGAAUGUCUCCAGCCGACCUGGGCGGAAUCGAAUCCGGAACUGAAGACCCAAUACUGCCUCUCUGAGAUUGUACUCGAGAGGACCGACCAUCCUGUUAGAAAGAGAAAUAAGAGUUUCGAGAAAAAUCCAGAACCAUAUGCAUCUGCGAUCGACCAUCUCAUGCACCAGGUCAGCCAUUCGCGGCCCAUAAACGAGUUGACAUGGGGAGUGUGUGUGCCAGCCGUCUGCUCCCCGCUCUCAGUGGAGAGAUUGCUGUCCACCAUGCUGUCCCGCAGCCAUCUCGCUGCUGCGGGCAUGAGGCCCAGGAUAUCCGUCAAUGAGAAGUGCCAAACGGCCGAGCCGAUGGAGUAUGACGGACUUUUUUAUGCUUUUAUGAUCAUGAGUGCAACCCUAACUGUUAUCUGCUUGGUGUGUACAUACAUCAAUUGUAGAAACCAAAAAUCUAAUCAAGAAACCAAUGCAAUAAUCAAGGCGUUCUGUGUGAAAGAAAAUGGUGAAAAUUUGUUAAAAGUCAACAAGGAGGGUGGAGCUGAAGUGUUGUAUGGCGUUCGCUUCUUGACCAUCUGCCUGAUAGUGUUGGAUCACCUGGUUGGCAUCCAGUACGGGGGACCAAUAAGCAAUGGACUCUAUGUAGACGGCGAAAUCAACUCUUUCAAAGCCAUGCUAUUGCUUCAUGACGACCUGUUCGUGGACACCUUCUUCUUCCUGUCGGGGUUCCUGCUGGCCACCGCAGUGGCCAAAAGCCUCCCGAAUCUCUUUAUCAUGUUUCUCAAAAGAUAUGUCAGAUUAAUAGUAGCAUUCGCGCUGGUAAUAUUUUACAUCUGCGCUGUAUUCCCGUACACUGGCUCUGGUCCUCUCUGGAACAGGGCCAUAGAAGCAGACACGGGCAAAUGCAAGAAGACGUGGUGGAUCAGUUUGCUGAUGCUCAACAACUAUAUCGACACUGAAAAUAUUUGCCUGAUCGUGUCCUGGUACAUCGCCAGUGACUUCCACUUCUUCAUUGUUACUCUGCUGAUCUACUGGAUCUACAAACACUACCCUAAAAUCGGCAUCACCUUGGGUGUAACACUGUUCACAGCAUCUAUGGCAGCGACCAGUGUCAUCAAUUACAUGAACAAUUUAUCACCAGUACAACUUUUUACAUACCAAUUCGUAACUGACAUCCGCGGCAACGAGCAGUUCAACUUGACGUACAUCAAGAGCCACACCCGCUACCCCCCGUACCUCAUAGGAUUCCUGUGUGGCUUCGCCUUCGUGCGGCUCAAGAACUCUGCUAAGAGAAUAUCUCAGCCGUGGUCCAUAGUGGGUUGCGUGUCGGGCCUGUUGGUGAUGUUCUGCGUGAUGGCGGACGGCGUGUCGUUCCUGUGGCGCGCGUACGCGCCGGCCGAAGGCGCGCUGUACGCCGCCUUCAACCGGCCCGUGUGGACAUGCGGCCUGGCGCUCGUGUUCUUCUGUCUCGCCUUCGGAACAGUUCCACUAGUGGAAGGCUUUCUCUCGUGGUACCCGUGGGUCCCGCUCAGCCGGCUGGCGUACGGUCUCUACCUCACACAUACUCUCUUCAUAACGAGACACAUCUACACCACUCGCAACUCUGUGUACCAUGAUGACCUGAAUGUGGUGACGGUGGGUACCGGCGUCAUCUUUUGGGGCUGUGCGAGCGCACUGGCGCUGUGGCUGCUGGCCGAGGCGCCCGCCAACAACCUCUUGCGGUUCUUCUUUGCUAAAUUGAAGGAAACUCCUAAAAGAGAAGAAAAUGAAAAUGGCACACAAAAUACUAGUGCUACCACAAUAUCAAACAGCUCGGGAAAUCUUCGGGACAACCUGCCAACCGUCGUAUGUUUUUCAAAGAUGUGAAGUUGGAAUCUGUUUAUCAUAUUUGAAAUAAAUUAUUUUCUAGUGAUUAUAUAUGUGACUUUAGCACAUCGAAAGAUUACUUUGCUGAAAUUAUUUAUAAAUAAUAUAUUAGUACUCAAUACUAAUUAAUAUACCUACUUAUAAGUUUAAACAUAUUUUUAGAACAAAUGAAAAAUACAAAAAAUGCUUUAAAUACUAA
Plodia interpunctella (Indianmeal moth) is the source of this 2478-nucleotide messenger RNA. Its product is annotated as nose resistant to fluoxetine protein 6-like. The transcript has 13 exons. NCBI's taxonomy places the organism in Eukaryota, Metazoa, Arthropoda, Insecta, Lepidoptera, Pyralidae. Gene Ontology annotation, molecular function: acyltransferase activity, transferring groups other than amino-acyl groups. The record is from RefSeq and is a predicted model, not a curated record. The coding region runs from base 45 to 2279 and encodes 744 amino acids.